Messenger RNA from Cinara cedri, 10006 nucleotides. NCBI's taxonomy places the organism in Eukaryota, Metazoa, Arthropoda, Insecta, Hemiptera, Aphididae. The record is from the annotation of a GenBank genome assembly.
CGGACGGCGGCGAUUCGGCGACCGACGGGUUUCAGUCGACGUUCCGGACCGCAACGGGAAACCAGCGAGUUGAUACGAUCAACGGCUAAAUAAUACCAAAUCGAAUAAAAAUCAUUUGACUCGUUGUCGAGAGCCAUUCGCCCACAAUGGUUCAGGUAAAUGUUCGCCGUCCCGCUGCGCUGCGACUACAGUGAUAUAGGCCGUUUUUAUUGGGCAUCCGAAUCGCUCGCGUGACGGGGUACACCGAUUUUUUUCGGUAAAUAAAAUUUGAUAGAAAAAAAAAAAAAAAUAGAAAAUCGAGCGGCGUCGCGGUUGAUCGACGGUCCCCUUUACACGAUAAAAACGCCGAACGCGUAGAAACCGCGUCGAUACAAGUGAGUGAAACGAUUUCGUUUGAUUAUAUGAUUUUAUUACCAAUUGAAUUAUUAUUAAUUUUGUUUUUAUAUUUUUUUUAAUUAUUAUUUUUAUUUUUUUAAAUUUAACUAUUGCUAUUCUCGUUUGUUUUUUUUUUUUUAAAUUUAAUUAUUAUUUAUUUUUUUAUUUAUUGUUUUUUUUUUUUUUUUUUUUGUGUUUUCAAUUUCUGCGCUCGUCCCGCACUCGUAAAACAAUGACGCCCGACGCGGACGCGGGACGAGAAAACAUUUGCACGUCGUUUCGUCCGAUCGGUAUUAUAAAUAGCCGUGGUACACCUCCUAUAAUAUAAGCAUUGUUUACGGCCAUCGGCUAUUUCAGUACCCGGGGGAAUUAAUUCGUUAAUUUUAGACGGUUUCCCGCAGCGAAAAUCACAAUCUCGCAAUUUCACGAUCCGCCGACGUCUCCGAUAUCCGCGCGUCACGGCGGAGCCGCGCGCCCCGGGUUUCCCCCCCCCGUAAAACGUUACCAUUUCAAUCGUACGGCCGCCCGAAACGCGCGAAAUUUAAAAACCGAGAAAAAAUCAAAAUUACCACGCGAAUCUGUACGAAUACGUACGCCUGCUUAACCGGUACGGCGCGCUCGCGAUAUAAAUUCUCGACCUUUCGUCGUCUCUGGCGCCGUUCCGAGUUUAUUUUCGGCCCGUCCGUCCUGAAGGGCGAAUCAUAACCGCGCGCAACAACGUCCGUCUCACCCGCUUGUCCCUCCCCCCUCCCCCUCCGCGUGUGCCUGCCGCUGCCCCGGGAGGUGCGGUUUUUCCGGCGAGAACGCUGAACGCCUACGGGUCGCGGUCGGCUAUAACUGACCUUUUAAAGGGCGGGAGGCAGGGGACGGGGGGGGGGGCAUGGCGCGACGAAAAUGGCGAACAAAAACAGAAAAAAUCGCACGCCGAUAACGUAGCCGGGAAAGCCCGUAACUUUGCCGGCCAAUAUUUCUUCGCGGUCCAAUUCGCAAUCAUCACACCGUAGUACGAUGAUUAACACUCGUUCGAUUGUUUGUUAUGAGAAAAAAUACCGGGCCGAGUGGGGCGAUUGGCGGCCAGUGCGGUGAGCUCGGGGGCGCGCGAGAGGGGGUGGAGAGGGGGCGGCGCGCGGAACUCCGCCGAACAAAAGAAAUAGGCACCCAUUUUGGCGCGCGCGACAUUCCCACGUGUCUGGCACGCUCGUUCGGCCGUGACGGCGUAUUCGAGACGAAUCGAAAUUGUUAAAAUUACGAGAAAAAAAAACAAUAACUCUUCGACCUCGCCUCGCGACGAUAGCGCGUAGUUAUGUGUGAUAAGCGCGAUAAGCGUGACGAGUUCGGUGUUAUCAGUUGCCGCGCGCUCCGGUACACUCCGGUAUAACGUACACCGCCGUAAUUACAAUAACAUUGUUACCGGCGGCGGCGACGACGACGACGACGACGACGACGACGUGUCGUCCGCGUCCAGCGGUAGUGGGUGUUCAACACUGUAACCUACGACCGCCCCCCCCCCAGGCAACAGCCUACAGAAAUUGUUCUAAAUUGUCGAGGUCCGUUUUCAACAGGUCGACCGGGUUAUUGUCGGCUGUUAGUGGUAACCCGCGGUAACGGCGGUAACUGGUGUCUGCCUCCGGUAGAGAUUAGCGAAAAAUGAACGAGUCCGCCGCCCGCACGACGCGCGUCAGGUACACGGCGAUGGGUUCCGGAUACGACGGCCCUCCUCCUCCUCCUCACGUCGACGUGUCGUGGUGGUGAAGCGCAUCGGACACACCGGCCGUCGAAAAUCUCGCGUGGUGCCGACUAUAUUUGCCCGUAUAGAAACACAGAGAAAUCGAAAGCUAUAUCGUAAACUUACCACGAUUUCGAAAACGACAGUGUUUUUUUUUUUUUUUUGUUUCAAUUUUUUUUUGUUUUUUUUUUUUGUACAGCUUGUCUAGGAACCCGUCAUCUUCAUUCGGUAACCAUAUAAUAUUAUAAUGUAAUAUAUUUACAUAUGUAUUUUUUUUAUUUUUAAUAUUUUUUUUCUAUUGAUUUGUAAUCGGUUAUAAUAUAAUGCAUGCGGUUUUUUUCUAAGCUGUUGCUGCAUUAACAAUGAUGCGCUGUGGUUUUCGUCGCAUGUCGAUUUCCGGACGCUUUUCGGACGCCAAUGUCUUCCCCCCACCACCCCUCCUCUGCAUUUUCGGGUUUCCGGGAAUGAUUCUCGUCUCGUUUAAAACACGGUGGCUUAGACAAAUACAUUUCGUGGGCGGAACUCUGUGCUUGCCGAAAACCGAGAGAGCGUUUCCCCCCCGAGUGUCCCGGUAAAUCCCGACUAUACUCUCAUGAAAACCUGCCGCGUACGGACGGAGGAUAAUUUAGGAUUUGAAACAGACUCUGCGCCCCAACGUUUUACCGCCGAUGAAAACGACGAGAAAAAAAAACUAAAACAACGAAACGAAAUUACGUUGUUGUCGUUGGAGUUUUUCUACAUUUCUAUAAUAGUUCUGAGCAAUACUUUAACGAAUCCGGAUUACAAUUGCGAUACGCGGCGUUCAGCGCUGUGCGACGUUACGUCUUCUAAAUCGAUCGGUCCCCGGCGGUUGUUAUGCGCAUUGAAAAUUCAAGAUUCCGCGAUCUCGGCGCAAUACGAUAUCGACAGCAAUAAUAUUGGAACGUUCGAAUUGCCGAUAACGCGCGUUAUCGUUAGGUUUUCUAUGUUUUUUUUUUUUUUCCUUGUUCGCGGUUUCAGUACACCGUCUGUAAAACGGUGCCGCGUCGGAAUGCACAGCUGCCGCAGAUAAACCGCGUUGAAUAAUCACAAGUCGGCUGUGUUAGGUCAUGAUUCUUUUUGUCUUACGCCGGGCGCAUGUAUGCACAUUUUUUUUUUUGUUCUGUCUUCUAUUAUUACUCUAUUUUUUUUUUAUUAUUAUUAUUAUUUUCAUUAUCUGGGCACCCUUUAACCCAAAAUAGCGAACCGCUCACGGCCAGCCGCUAUUAAUAGAAUCGACAAUAAUAAUACCCAUGCUAAUAAACGAUAAGUAAUAAUUAAAAUAUUAUGUUCCGAACGCUUAUUACCGCUUAUCAUAAACCGUAAAUAAUAAAAUUGUAAUAAUAAUAAUACCGCAUCGGCACGAGAACUGUUGAUAGGACGCGUUAUCUUAACCGGCCGGGGUAAUAGGUAUUAUAAUAUCGACGCGAAAUAUUACAAUAUUUUGUGAUAAACCGAGCAACGCGAUGGUAUUAAAAUAUUAUUUCGCGAUUUUCGGACGGACGUGUGGAGGGUAUCGAGGGGGAAAAAAACAAAAAUUGACACUAUCAUAUCAAUUAUCGAUGUGAAAUCCAAUAUUUGUUCGGUGAAAACUGUUAUCGCGCGCUACGUUGUUGACGUGGCGAAACAAACAGCGAACGUUGUACCGCAUAAAAGAGAGUUUUCGUUUUUGUUUGUUCACCGUUGUUUUUUCGUUUAAAAUUUCCAGGCGGCGACGUCCACGGACGGAGCAGCCGCCGUGCCGUGCGCGCGCGCAGCUUUCCGCGCAAAUAUUCGUCUCGUUUGUACCACGGUCGGUAGAUAAAACAUAAUCGGCUCGGCUACUCGCUGUUACACGAGUCUAGAGUUCACCGUUCCGAUUAAACACCGCGACGGGGUUAUCGUCGUCCGCGUCGAUUUUACCGUUUGCGGCGGAAAACGCCGUUGUGACGAAUAAAAAAAAAAAAACCCCCGACGAUCAGGCGCGAUAAAUCCGCGUUGCGAGUACGCGUAUUCGUUUGGCCGUCGCUUACGGUUCGCACGGAUAUCGGCGAAAAAACAUAUAAAAAAUCGCCGAGUAAAACGCCAACGCAUUCGCGUUUAUGCGGCGCGCGGAUUGUCGCUGUGCAAUCCGCUUUUACGAGCGCGAAACGGGGAGGACGGUUCUAUCUAACCUAACCUAACGCGCGACCGAACGCGUUUCGAAAGCGCCCCGGCCGAAUCGCGGGUGGGCGGGGCGGUAGCGGGGCGGGGCGGUUUCGACCGAGUUCGGAAAAACCGUCCGAAAUUUUUUUUUGAAAAAUUGUCAAUUUCUAAUCGUUGCGCGUCAAGCUUUUCCCCGUCACUGAAUCGGUUGAAACGUUACGAUAUUAAAUUGCUGAUAUUUUUUCUGCCCGUCCGUAAGCCCGCCCGGACGGCGGACAUAACCUCUCCCCCGCUGAUAUUUUUAUCGCUUUUGGAUAAUGUUCGGUAAAAUCGGUAUCUCGGCUAUUUGGUAUCCGUAUGACAGAACCGAUGAAAAUAUUACUUAUUGCUGUUUGCAAUAUAUGUUUUCACAGAUUUGAAAUAGGGGGAAAAAAAACAAUUUAAAAAAACCGUACCGUUGCUAUCAUUGUGACUGUUGAGCGGAAUAUAACGGCGCACUAGUAACGACGGGAGAAAAAAAUAUUACCCCCGCCCGAAAAAAAAAAAAAAAAAAACAAAACAAAUUUCCCCGUAUAAAGAACCGACUCCGUCACCCCCCCGUUUCGCAAGCUCUUGGGUCUUUUUGUAACGGAGCUUUUUAUACGCUAUUGUCGUGGCUUUUUUUUUUUUUUUUUCGACCCGUAACAUAACAGUACGUUCGCGUCUUACAUACGCUUUGUACGCUGUAAGUUUGUUUUUUUUGUUUUGUUUUCAAACCGCAGUCCGGCGCUUUUUUACACCUAUAUUUGUCAUUGCAUAUUAUCGAUAACACCGGGGCUACCUAUAUUAAUAUUGUUGUUUCGAACGAAAUCGCCCAAGUGUUAUUAAAUUAAUUAAUUUUUUUUUUUUCGAUUUUUUUGUUCACUACAAAUACUCGGCAAUAACGGUGUAUAACACACUGAUUACUGUACCUACGUACCCGCAACAUAUACACAUGUGUACACUCGAAUGAAAACAUAUUUCAGCACGUCUACGUGUCUCUUGUUCAGCGGAGGGCUCGCCCGGGACGAAUACGGUACGGUUAUUUGUCAAUCGCGUUUGUUUCUCGGUAACCGCGAUAAUUACUGUCGUCCGCCGUUUUCCGUUUUGCCGCAAUAUCGCGUACGCCAUACAGGCGGUAACCGUAUCGGUCCGGCGGGCUUUCUCUCCGAACAAGCACGUUCACAGCGUGGAAUUCUUUAUGAUUGUUAUUAUUAUUAUUAUUAUUUUUUUUUACCCGUGACCCAUAAAAAAAAAAAAAAAAAAACAAUUAUGACGACAAAACGUUAAUCGAAUGUAUGGUUGCGGCCGUUGUUUUUUGUUCACGCAGGCGGUAAACGAGUAACUCCCGCGUCCGAAACUCCGUCAACGUCAUCAGCAUCCGUGCGCCAGCGCCGCAAGACAACUCCGUCAGCAUGUCGUCCGAAUGUUGCGACGUCAUCGUGGCGCACAGCCCGCCGAUAUUCACGGGCCACCGCAGUUCGCAGCCCAACCUGCAGACGUGCCUCUUGAACAACAUGCGGUUGGUCAUAACGCAGAAACCGUCGCCGGUGCCGGCCCGCCGGUUCGUCAGCAGCAACUCGCGCGGAUCGUCCGGAUCGCAGGCCAAGUCCGCCGACAACAAACUCCUGCAGGCCGACCAACCGGGUCCGGGUUCGGUGCAGACGUCCAAGCCCCGAAGACCGUGUCUGGUCAGAAGGGCCGACUCGGAUGGCAGUUUCGGGUCGUCGUCGUCGUCGUCGUCGUCGUCGUCCUGUUCGUCGUCUGACGAGAACGAACCGCCGAGCCCGACCAGGAGGAAAAAGAAAGUCGUUUUCGCCGACGACCGAGGCUUGUCACUCACCCAAGUGAGUGCUCAUUUUUACACUGUUAUACGUGAUACGCGUAGAAUAAAACGCGGGCUACCCAAACACAGUGCGCCCCCGCGAUUCGUCGCAAAACAACAUUAAUGCGAUCGAGUUGUUCAAUCGUCGUCCCGUUUAACACGAUAUUAUUAUACCGUACCGUCCAAAAACUGAUUUCAAAAACGUUAAUCUAAACAAAACCAAUUAUUAUUAUUUCGCAAAUCAAUAAUUUCGAAUUUUUUUUAUUUUUUUCUUACCACGACUCGAAAACUAACGGGCGAGGGGAGGGGGCGUCACCAGAAAUAUCUUUAGGAAAAAAAAAAAACCUAACCCGUCCGCUUUCUUGUUCGGCGCAGGUACGAUUGAUGAAUGAACCGUCGAACCAGCCGCCGAAACUGUUGACCGUCCAACAGUAUCUGAACCAACAGUCCGCGGCACCCGCGAUGGGCGCCGGUGUUGCGCUUAACAAACAUAUGGCCGAUCAGCUGUGGCAUCUCCGGUUCUCGCAACCGGCUUCAAACUACUUGGACUUCCGGAACCGUCUGGACACGAACAAUAUAUCGCUGGAGAACGUGAUCGUCAAGUGGCCGGACCACCGGGUCGUCGGCACCGUCAAGGUGCGCAACCUGUCGUACGACAAGGAGGUGUUCGUGCGCUACACGGAGGACAGGUGGGUCACGCACCGGGACGCGCUGUGCACGUACGUCCAGCAGAACAUUACCGCGAUGAACGCGAACGGUUCGUGUUCGGUGGCCCCGGCGCCGGUGCAGAACAUCUACGACACGUUCUCGUUCUGUCUGCAGUUGCCCACCAGCGCCACGGCCAUGGAAUUCGCGGUGUGCUACAAGAACGUCGAGUUCGAGUGUUGGGACAACAACGACAACAAAAAUUAUUGCGUGUCGGUGUCCGGCCACGGCGUACCGACCGGUCCGCUGCUGCAGCAACUGCAAGAACAAAACUCGCCGUCCGCGGCCGCCGACGCCAACAGCGCGGUCAUCGAGUACGAUCACCAGCACCGUCGCAAUAGCCGGCAGCACCACCAGCAUCAACAAAAGUCGCCCGUUCACUUUUUCGGCGCCCAGUCUAAACAAAACUCGUGGAACACGUGGCGCGAUCAAAAGAUCGACACGUCCGCGUACUGGUAAUCGCGGGUUCGCGCGUUUGGCGCCUACCGAUCGGAGUCGCUGGAUAAAAUGUAAGUAUUUGUACUUGUACCUUUACUUGUCUGUUAUUGAAAAACACGUUUAAAAGCUCCGUAAAACCGACUCGAAACUCGCUUGAAAUUCCAAAAAAAAAAAAAAAACCGCGUUGAAACGUUUCGUGUUUAUUUCAAUACGCGGUAAAAUGUGAUAUAUGCAAUGAAUUGAUUUUCAGUCGUUUAGUCAAUUUUCCAUAAAGUAAGUUUGAGUCGGGUACACAAAAACCAUACUUAUAUAUUGAUUUAUUCCGAGGGAUUCAAAAUUAAAAGUAUACAUUCGUUUGAAACGAGUAUAGCAAAAUUUGUGCGAGUAGAAAAAUCGAUCUAGAAAAAAAGUCUUGGAACUUUCACCGAUUCUCACCGAAAAGUUACGAUUUUCGACUUAACGCCUGACCCGAGACUUGAUCAUUUAGAUAACACGUAGAUUAAACAAUUCGUAUUUAGACGAAUGUUAUUGGCGCGAAAAUAUAAUAUCGUUUAAAAGGUCGCGGAUUAGCGUUUCCCGAGGUCGUUCGAACUUAUAAAAUAUAACCCGAUAACCUUCCCGCCGUGCCCGGAUCGUUUCUCACGGUCGCCGGCCCACGGCGGAUUUUAAAAGUCCUUUAAAUAAUAAUAAUAAUAAUAAUAAUAAUAAAAAAAAAACGAUGUUGCGAAACCCGGUAGAUUUUUACGUGUCCCGAGCCAAGUCGACGGCGGAAUGUGAACUUCCGGUACCCACACGCUCGGACACGCGGUUUCUCGCGCCAAAAAAAAAAAAAAAAAUCCCGCGUAAAAACGCGUGAUUUUCGUGUUCAACGACAAUCGGGAACGGUAAAUUAAAAAUAAAUCGCAGAUAGUUUUUCGGUUGUAUUUAGACCGGGCGUCUGGUAGUCCGUCCGAACAGACGCGUUUAGUCGUUGGGUUUAUUAUUUUUUUUUUUUUUUUUUUUUUUUUUUUUUUAAUAAUUCCUCAGAGAAUUGCCAUUAAACCGCGCGCACGAUUCGAAUAUUUCAUUAUAAUUAAUAAUUAGUAAUUAAAGUCGCGCGAUUAAACCGGUCUGUCACAGACUAUUACUGUAAAUUAACUCCGUGUAGAAAUUACACAGUCUCGUCCGACGGUUCGACUGUUCCAACGGUAAUAAAUUACUAUAGAAAAUAAUCGAAGACCUUGGGACGCAUCAAACCAUUUUUUCUUUCGAAAACGCAUUUUUUCGACGGAGUAAUUUAAACGUGGCGAUCGAAUCGACCCGAUACAACCCAAAGUAUUCACGGGUGAAUCUGCAGGAUUUGACGAUUUCCCAGGGAAUUGAGUACGUACAGUUUUCAACGGGAAUCGAUGUAAUAAUCCGAUGCGAAUGUACCGGACAUUAUAAUCCCCGGCACAUUUUAAUGCAACAAUUGGAUAAAUUCGAAAAAAAUAAACCUUUUUUUUUUUUUUUUUUUAUUAUUGCUUCUGGAAAAUUAAAAAAUAUCGAAAUUAUCUGGUCGCAACCAUCCGGUUCUUUAAUUGUUAUAAUGUUUAACUCGGUCGUAUUUCAUUGAAAUUAUCAAAUUCGACCGUCGUGUGCUGCAGGUUCACGAACGAGCUUUUACUGUUCCGACUCUAACCGAAACCCUUAGAUUAACCGCGGUCGGCCGAACGGGAUUUUUUUUUCACCAUUCGCUAAGUCGACGUGGAACAAAUCUAACAAAAAAAAAAAAAAAAAAAAAAAAAAUAAAAAAAAUAUCCGUUAUUUCGGCGUAACAAUCGCGGGUUUAUUUGGUUUUAAACGGUGUUUUUUUCGUCUUCUCAAAAUCAAUCUAUCAAAAAAAAAAGUACCCCCUGCGAUCCCUAUACAAGGUCAAGUAAUCUAACGGCGGUCCUCUAAAAAAAAAAAAAUCAGGACCCGUUUGGACCGGUUUUUCUGAAACACAACCCGUUUGGACCAAUUUUGAGGGUUAGUUCGGGCUAGAAAAUACUGCCGUUAUGAUGCCGCCCGUCUGGACCAGAAUUCUCGUUAUUUCCCUUAUUAGUUCAACCGAACAAUGUUACACGUAUAUCGGUUAACCUGCACAGCGUCCGAUUAUAUCGGCUCUCUCUGCUGCUCGCGGCGGCCAACACUUCCCGAGAAACACUCCUGUUGCUCCGCCUGUCGUACCCAUACGACGUUUUGCGAUAGUUCGCAACAGUUUUUCAUUGUUUGUUUUUUUUUUUUUUUUUUUUUUUUUUUUGCGUUUUGUUUUUACAGUUCGCGGGAAAUUGUAUUUUCUCGUCGAGGAACAUAUUUAAAAAUAUCGCAUCCAUGAACGACGCCCACAAGUCAACAUAACGAAAAACAAUACAUGCGAGUUGGGAUAAUCGUUGUACACAAAUCGUUUUACAUUCAAUAAUUAGUCUACGUGCAUGACCGCGUGCUGUGUAUGCCGGGCAUUGUAAAAUUUUAUUUAUUUAUUUUUUUUUUUUUUUCGUCCAAAAACAUUGUUAAUUAUUAUUAUUAUAUUUACGCUACACGCUACAACAAGAAUAAAUCAUUAUAAACGCUAUAAACGAAUAUUAAUUGUAUACGUAUACUUUUUUUUUUGUUUUUAAUGCAAUUCGUUUUUUUUUUUUUAAUUUUUAUAUUUAAGUAUUUAUUAUUAUUAUGUUUUCCCCUUAGAAAUUAACCGGCACUUAAAAAAAAAAAGAAGAUUUUAUUCAUUGUCACGUUUUGUUUUUUUUUUUUUUUUUUUUUUUUUAAAAAAAAAA